Molecule: messenger RNA, 429 nt
Organism: Cadophora gregata
Lineage: Eukaryota; Fungi; Ascomycota; Leotiomycetes; Helotiales; Ploettnerulaceae
Exons: 1
Coding region: 1-429 (142 amino acids)
Source: RefSeq, a predicted model, not a curated record
AUGCCCAAGCCACGACCCUCUCCCUCCUCAACCCACCGCCCCUCCUUCCUCUCCCGCCACAGCUCCCUCUCCUACUCCCCGGAUAGCUGCGAAGUCACACCUCUAAUACGAGGCAGCAGUCUCAGUGAAGACGAAGCACGACGCGCCUACCGCCGUGGGAAAUUCGUCGGUCUGUUUCUCGCGUUGGGUUUUUUGAUUGUUAUGGGUGUGUUACUGGUUGUUUUUGAUGUUUUUGUGCUCAAAGUCGGAAGGGGUGGUGAUGGUGACGAACGCGGAGAUGGAAUGAGCGUUACGCUUCAAAAUUCUGGGAAGAGUAUGGCCGGUGAGUCCUGCAUUGCUGUCGUCCUUCUGAAUUUUAGCUUUUGGUUGCAUGCUGUUCUAGUCAUCUUUCUCACCCGUUUGCUCUACCACUUUGUUGAUUUUCAAUGA